AUGGGGAUUCCCGAGCUCUCUGGCCCUGCCGAAGUGUAUUACGAUGAAGAGACGUCACUGAAGUACACACAGAACAGCAGGAUAGUCUACAUUCAAAGAGAGCUUACUGAAAGAUGUCUUGAAUUGCUUGAGCCGAAAGACGGGGGGCUGCUUCUGGACGUUGGAUGUGGGUCUGGCCUUAGUGGGUCUGUUCUUGCUGAGAAUGGCCACCCAUGGAUUGGGAUUGACAUAAGUAUGGAUAUGCUGAAGCUAGGAGCGGCGAAAAAAGAAGGAGUUGGAUACAUAAGAAUGGAUAUGGGGAGGGGGCUGGAGUUUCAGCCAGGAACCUUUGAUGGUGUGGUGAGUGUCAGUGCGAUUCAGUGGCUGUUUCAUUCAUAUUCAUCUGAUGACCAUCCUGUGCGUAGACUCAGGACAUUCUUCACGGCCCUCUAUUCUAUAUGCAAGCCCGAUGCUCGGUGCGUACUCCAGUUCUAUUUGAAAAGCCAAGGCCAAAUUGAGAUGAUGAAGGCUGAAGCAAUUAGAGCAGGGUUUAGUGGAGGAAUUCAGGUGGACAACGAAGGGACUCGGAAUGUCAAGAGCUUCUUGGUGCUUACGUCUGUUAAAGGACCGGGGAAGAAAAGAGGGAAGAAGAAAAAAGGGAUGGGAAGAAUAGAUGCAAUCCUAAGAAGAAAGGAAAAGCUAAGGCUUAGAGGAGUCGAGGUGCCUAAGGAUACUAAAUACACGGGCCGAAAAAGAUCGAGAAGAUAA
This is a messenger RNA of Encephalitozoon romaleae SJ-2008, 747 nucleotides long. Its product is annotated as putative methyltransferase. The transcript has a single exon. The coding region runs from base 1 to 747 and encodes 248 amino acids. Gene Ontology annotation, biological process: rRNA (guanine-N7)-methylation. Gene Ontology annotation, molecular function: rRNA (guanine) methyltransferase activity. The record is from RefSeq and is a predicted model, not a curated record. NCBI's taxonomy places the organism in Eukaryota, Fungi, Microsporidia, Unikaryonidae. Gene Ontology annotation, cellular component: nucleolus.